GUCGCACGCCGGGCGCGUGCCACGGGGGCAUCUCUCUCGUCUCUCUCUCCACCCUCCUCUGCGCACCCGGGCGCGGCUCACACGCGCGCGCACCCACACACGCGCGUGCCGUCUCCCCCUCCCUACUCUCACUCACACGCGCACGUGCGCACGUGCGCGCACGCGCACCUGCCCGGCAGGUAUGGCCGCGUACUACAACGCGUUCGCCUCCUAUCCGUCACUGGCGCCUACUGCACAAGCGGCGGGAGCUUCUCAAGUCCCCGGCUGGGAUUCUCCGCCGCUCACCCCAGCAGCGGCUGCCACCUCGUCGACGACUUCGUCCGCACCCCCUGCCUCCUGGCUCCUGCACGGAGGUGCCAACGCAUCCGAGGCGCAGGGAGGCAGCCCACCGCCUUCUGUGCCCCCGCCUCCGUACGGCGUGGCGGGGUCAAACUCCUCGUGUCACCACCACCACCAACAACUCCAGCACCACCACCACCAGCAGCAGCAGCCCGUGGGACCCCACGGCCUCAACGCACCGAUGAUGAUGACGGCUGGGGAUGCGGUGGUGGUAGCGGCUGGUGGUGGUGGUGGUGCGGGGAUGAGCUGGCACUCGAUGCCCGGAGCGUCGCAGGCGAGCCUGGCCCGCAUGGCGCGUCCUCCUUACUCAUACUCGGCGCUCAUCGCAAUGUCCAUCCAGGGCGCGCCCGAUCACAAGCUGACGCUCAAUCAGAUCUACCAGUACGUGACCGACAACUUUCCGUACUACGAACGCAGCAAGGCGGGCUGGCAGAACUCGAUCCGGCACAAUCUGUCGCUCAACGACUGCUUCCGCAAGGUCCCGCGCGACGAGGAUGACCCAGGCAAGGGGAAUUACUGGACCCUGGACCCCAACUGCGAGAAGAUGUUCGACAACGGCACAUUCCGCCGCAAGAGGAAGCGCAAGGGGGCGGAGAGUGGCGCCCCCGCGCGGCACUCCGCGGGGCCAUCCGCGGUGUCAUCGGCGUGCGACAAACCCCACGACCCUGCACCCUGUGCCUACGGGAGCUCCGAGAUGUCCCCACCCUUGCCGUCUCAGCUGGGCGGCAUCGGCCCUGCGCCGUCCCUGCCGGACAUGCUGGGAGCGCCAGGCAUGGUGGCACCGCCGCCGGUGCCAAGCGCGGUGCACCUUCCGCACGCCCUCGGCGUUGGCGUCAGCGAGCUGCCGUCGCCGGGGCUCGGGGUGUCGCCGCCGCCCUGGGCCGAGCCCGACCCCACGGAGUCGUGCUUCUCCAGUUUCGUUGGUGGUGGUGGUGGCGACGGCGGAGGUGGUGGUGGCAGUGGCAACGGCAUGGACAUGGAGGACGAGAUGUGCGGGCGGAUGGGUGGGCACAAUGCCAGCUCACCGCUGUCGGCACUUGCCCAGUACCCGUUCCCCGCCACGUCUGCACCCUUCUCUGACUACAGCCUGGCCCUGUCCAUCGGGGGCAUCCCGGGCUUCUACCAGCACAGCCCCCGGACGGCAGAGCAAGGUGGUGCAGACCACUUCUUCCCCAGCACCUGUCGGGACAAUGGACUGCUACAUUACUCGGGCGGGGGGGAGUAUUGGUAAUAGAUGUAACUAUGUUAAAACUCAAUGAAAGUCUUGGGGUGUUAUAAAAAUUCAGACAAAAAGAGAGAUUGGUCAUCACACCGCAGAAUUCGAGUGAUGUGUAUUUGGCGCUUACAAAACAAGUCACGCAAGGUGUUCAGGUGUACUGUGUGCCUUAAAUUUCCUGUACAUUUCAGUGGGGUUUAUAAGAUUUUGUCGUGAGCAGGGAAUUAAUUUGAGGCUGCAUGCCCCUCUGCACUGAACAGCAUGCUCAUCGGAUUAAUCCCCUAUGUCUGUGCUGCAUUGUAAGUGGGGUCAUAAGUGACACACAUGGGUAUUAUGCACUCAGUUGAGCUGGAUGUAAGUAAUUACAACAACUUAUUCACAAUGUCAGUCUUCUAUCCAUAUUGCACAUACCUGCAAAAAUAUAUUUGUAUAUACAUUUUUGUAAUUGUAUUUUUAUGUACAGUUUUUUUUGUGUUCAGGAAUUCAGGUAAAUCCAUGAGCAGUUGGUGGUCAGGAAGAAAGUCUGAAAUAGUUUGACCGCGAAUAGAGACCAAUCUGUCAAAUGUUAAGCCCCUGAAAGGACUGCCACCUGAUGAUAGAGACACACACAUGUGAUGCUUGCAUUGCACCCGUUGUGUUGACAUCAAUAACACGUGAAUACAUUUCCUACAAUUCUAUGUUUUGUUAAUGAACAUUUCAACAUUGUCUGUACCCACUUCUGGUUUUAUUAAACAAAGAGGACCUUUAGAUUCUAACUGUAGAAUCAUCGAUUAUAAACACCCAAUAUCAUGCCAACUGACCAGGUGGCACUGUAAUGUGAGUACCACUCAAUUGAAAGGUUGCAAUUCCAAUCCCGUCACAAGUCAACUAGGUUCAUCAUCUCUCCGCGGUCAAUAAAAUGAGAACUAAUUCUUGUAAAGUCAACGGUGGUUGUCUUAAGCAGUGUCUGGCCUCCGGCAUAGGAAUGCGUACGUUUUGGACAGCUACGGUGGUUGAUUGAAAACCAUUCACUCAAAACGUGCAUAGUUACCUCGACCUGCUGCCCGGUGACUUGAGCUCUGGACCACAUUCUGGAAAGAUGGACGCAGACGGGUCCGCGACGCUCAAAGGAGACCAUGCCUGCUGUAGUUGAUAGAUUUGCUGUUGGGAUCUGUUGGGAAUUUCGUGUCGUAUCGAGUUCGGUUUGUUGCUGUGUAAUUACGACUCUUCCGUUGACGGGCUGCUAUGGGUGGGGUGACUGCACUACGCAAUUUGUACUGUAUUCGCAUUUCAUAAAUGGAUUUUUUUUGUUAUCUUGUUUAGAUUUUUAUUUUACGAGGAAUGUUAUUGUCGAUGGUAAUAAACAUGCAUUUCUAAGCAAUACUUUGGUAGAAUUUUUACAGAGUUAAAUGUCAUUGUAAAAGUUGGUUGAUGUUCAUUGUAUGAUCCGGGCUUCACAUUUACGCUCUAUGCUUCUACUGCUCCACCCUUUGACGCACAUAGUCAUGUGUUUGUAUCUCCCAGUAAUUAUCUGAUAACAAAACAAAACCCAGCACUCCGAUGCAAUAUUGAGUGAAUCCAAAUGCACUAUGGGGGGGGGGGGGGGGUUAGCAAAUGAACUCAAGGAAGCGUUUGUUUUCUCAAUCUGACCAUGGACAUGCAAAUACUGACAAUUUGGCUGUACGUGCAUACAACACACAUCGUUACCACGUUGCAAACAGUUGAUUUCUGUCAAUUGACAACAUUGCCAUAGGGGACUCUUGCGAGAGACAAGCACAUCAUUAAAAACAAAUAAAACUGUCAGGUUUAUGAAAAAACUGUCACAAUUGACCUUAUGAGCUUUUGAAGUUUGCAAGGGGAAGGGAAACUUCAUGUUUUACCCUACGGUGGAAAGUAUUAAAGGGUCAGAUUAAUACCAUGACGAAUGACCAAUGAAGCAUAUGAAAAUGUUUCAUUGGCCAUUUGCGCUAUUGGUGAUUGUCAUAGUUUUGUCCAAAAAUUGGACAAAGAUCAUUUGCUAACAUGUGUUGACAUGAAUCGUGGUUUUUUUAUGGUUCAUAAAUCAUAAACACUCGGUGACGAAUGUGAAGAUUUAGUCUCAUUCUUUUGGCUACAUCUGCCAGUAACCCAGUUUCAUCCUGUGCUUGGAAGACUCAAGUACUUGUUUUCAAAUAGAUUUCGAAUGUUGGGAAGGCAAAUGUGUUUUGUUGCAGUCCCUACACUUCAAACUCGACCUGCAAUGGUAUCCAAAACAAGUCUACAAGCACAGCGAGUCAAUGGGGUUAACGGAGAGUGGGUGUUGUUCAUUUUGUAGAAAUUGCGGCAAGAUUAAUUUGGCUUAGUUGGGCACUGAACAAUUGCAGCUUCUCACCUUCAUUUAGUCGGCUGAAGAGAUUGUACUGUGGACCUGAGGGCUAUACAAGAACUUUGCAUGUUAUGAAAAUACGUCAAUUUGAGAACGAUUCAAGUAAAGUUGAGUGUCUGGUCUCAACGUGGAGAGCUCAUAAAACGAUUCUUUCUAUUUAUGCAUGAUACAUUGCUUUUAUGUAUGAACUGUACCAUACUUUUAAAAGGUUAUGGGUUUGAGAUUAAUUAUUACGUUGUUAUUUUUUUAUUACCACAUGUUCUAUUUUUUCACUUUUACGUUUUGCACACGUUGCGGAAAUUCCAUUAAAAUAAAAAAAAAUUGAAUUAUGUUUUUCCUUUUCACUUGUGCGUUUAUUCGUGUGUUUUGCAUUGUUGGAAGUUGUUGAAAUUUCUCGA
Lethenteron reissneri (Far Eastern brook lamprey) is the source of this 4297-nucleotide messenger RNA. Its product is annotated as forkhead box protein I2-like. The record is from RefSeq and is a predicted model, not a curated record. Gene Ontology annotation, biological process: anatomical structure morphogenesis; regulation of transcription by RNA polymerase II; cell differentiation. NCBI's taxonomy places the organism in Eukaryota, Metazoa, Chordata, Hyperoartia, Petromyzontiformes, Petromyzontidae. Gene Ontology annotation, molecular function: RNA polymerase II cis-regulatory region sequence-specific DNA binding; DNA-binding transcription factor activity, RNA polymerase II-specific.